AUGUCUUAUGAAGCUAUUAAAAUAGCAACACGUAAUUUGUGUAUAUCUUAUGAUAAAGAAAAAAAUACUUUAAAUAGUAAAUAUUUAACUAACUUAGAAAUUCUUAUUAUGAAUAAUGAUAUUGGAAUAGCUAAAUUUGUUGGAUAUUUAAUAAGAAUAUGUAAUAAAAAAAAUUAUUUAUUCAGAUUAGGAAGUAUAGUUGUGGCUGAUUAUUUUAUAAGAAAAUUUGAUAUUUUUGCUUUACAUUACCUUUCUUGGUCAUAUUGUUUUUUAGAAAAUAUUGUUUUUUUUAAUUUGCCAUAUGAUGAUGAGGAACAAAAAGAAGAUUUUAAUUUAAUGAAAAAACGAAGUAGAGAAAUAAUUAAUAAUUGGAUAAAAGAUUUAGGAAAUAAAUAUAUUAAAUUACAAACAAUAGAAGAACUUAUUAAAAUAGAAGAUGAAAAACAAAAAAUUAUUGAAAUAGAGAAAGAUAAAAAAUUAAUGGAAGUUUUUUUAAAACGUUGUAGUCUUGCUCAAAAACAUUAUGAAGAACUUUUAUCUGAAAUUAAUGUUAUUUUUAAAAAAAUGGAUGAAUUAAUGGAAGAAUUAAUUCCUAAUGAACUAAAAAAUAUUGUUAAAGAUUCGUUAAACGAAAAAGUUCCAUCAACCAGUAAUGUAAAUUUUUAUAAAUCUCAUGGAUAUGAUGUUAAUACAGAAAUACAAAUAUUUCUUCAAAAAGAUUGUUUUAAAAUUAUUCCUACAGAUGAAAAUAAAAGCAUUUUAGAUAAUUUAAGUAAAUUACAUGAAAGAUCUUCUAAAAUAGCAAAAAGUUUAACAAGAAAAAUUGAUAAAUUAUGUAAAUCAAAAAAUAAAUAUGAAAAAUUAUUUCAUGAUAAAUGUUUUAAUUUAAGAGAAAAAAUACGUCGUUACACUCAAAAAUGUAAUGAUUUGGGGAUUGAUAAAUUUUAUAAAGAAAGUAAUGAUAAUAAUAGUAUAAAAACAGAUGAUGAUUCAGAUUUUGAAGAUGUUGAUAUGAAUGAUAUUGAUUAUUUAAUUCCAACUAAAAUAGUAAAAAAUUCUAAAGAAGAUACUAUUCAUGAAAAUAUUAAAAUUGACAAUCUUAAUAAACUUAAAUUUAAUCCUAAUAUUAAAUUUGAUAAUGAUUUUACAGGUACAAGACAGGAAAAGUUGAAAUCACAUAAAAAUGUUGAAAAAAAUAUAAUUUCUAAACUUUCUGCAUUGAAAAAGCGUAAAUGUUAA
Molecule: messenger RNA, 1239 nt
Organism: Strongyloides ratti
Lineage: Eukaryota; Metazoa; Nematoda; Chromadorea; Rhabditida; Strongyloididae
Exons: 2
Coding region: 1-1239 (412 amino acids)
Source: RefSeq, a predicted model, not a curated record